Molecule: messenger RNA, 1455 nt
Organism: Pseudocercospora fijiensis CIRAD86
Lineage: Eukaryota; Fungi; Ascomycota; Dothideomycetes; Mycosphaerellales; Mycosphaerellaceae
Exons: 5
Coding region: 1-1455 (484 amino acids)
Cellular component (GO): mitochondrion
Source: RefSeq, a predicted model, not a curated record
AUGACGGAGCCGGAACUCCACGAAACGGCCAUUGAGACCAAAGGCGUUCUCGAAUUGGCAGACACAGUCAACUCUUCGCUUCCGGCAGGAGCUUUGAUCGACGUCGACGACCCAAACAAAUUGACUGUACAGAUCACCUGGAACGCAAAAGUCAAAGUCAAAAAAUACGCCUUCGACGGCUCCUUCAGCGUCCACCUCUUCACCGGCUACGUCAAAGACGACCAACCCGAACGCUACAUGACCAAGAAAAACGAAGUCGGCUUCGCAGGCAUCUUCGCACGGAGCGCCGCAGAUAUCGAAAACUGUUCCAACUGCCAGUCCCAACGCGACAACGACAUCGUCAUCGAAGACGUCGUCCCCAUCACCACGAUCCUCUACGACUACCUAGAAUCUGAACCACACAGUCGUGACCUCAUCCGUGACGGCGAGCAUCAGACAAUUCGAGAUCUGACAGCAGAAAGCGUCGUACCGUUCUUGACCGAGCAGCUUCAUUGGCGUAUCAUCGAUCUUGCCUCCGAGGCAUUGAGACUGGCCACUGAGCCAUCUCGCCAGCCAUACGUAUGCCGGUCAUGUAUGGCGCAAGCUGCGCGACAAUUCCACACGACUCGCCAGCGCGACGCCCAGCGCGAAGUCCCCUAUUACCAGCGAUUAAAAGACUCAAUAUUCGGCAAAAAGCAGCCAGAGAAGAAGAAGAAGCAAGACGAUGGGGAUGUGUCUGAUCCAGAAGCUGAGCGCGAGGAAUACCACACGAGAAAGACCAUAAUGCAGAACGGAGUCGAGUACGAAGUUGCGCAACGAGUUGAUCCCAGCAAAAGAAAAGAUUAUUUGCCAGCAACGACUUGGCAUGGAUUGGAGCGCGUGGGUAAUCGCGAGUGGGCGAAAGCUCGUGCUGACCAAGGAGAGGUAUACGAAGGCUUCAUGCGCGAGACUGGAGCCAAUCUGGACAGUGAAGAAGAGCUCCUCGAAUUAGAGAAGAAAAUUCUGGAAACCGUCCAUCGCGAGACGCCAAGCAAGGCGGGACAACAAGACCUUACCAAGAUAAACAUCACAAACCCCGACCUCAAACUAGCAAUCGUCCGAGAAGUCAUCCGCUUCACCGGCAAACGCGUCCCAGACCAGAUCAUCUCCAAAGCACGCACAGCCGAAGAUAUCUUCCGAGCAGUGCAAGCCAAAGAGCCCCCGAAAAAGCUCAAAGACGAUCCAAGAGUACAGGAACUCGGCGCGAGCGAGAAACUCCCCAACGUCAAGGUGUAUUCGCAAAAACGAACGUCCGUGCACAAAGAGAUGGAUAUCGGAAGAUGGAAGGUCAUCGAGGAUGAACUGAAACUCAGGAAUUUGCCGGUGUUUGGCACGAAUUUUCCCUAUGCGAAGGAAGGAGUGAGGAUGCAUGAGAAGAAGGUGGAUUGGAGGAAACAUGGGUAUGUGAAGUAUAAGGCGAAGAAGGCGAAGAAGUGA